This is a messenger RNA of Triplophysa dalaica, 3055 nucleotides long. It is a transcript of the gene zc2hc1a, whose product is annotated as zinc finger, C2HC-type containing 1A. The coding region runs from base 581 to 1567 and encodes 328 amino acids. The transcript is spliced from 10 exons. Lineage: Eukaryota; Metazoa; Chordata; Actinopteri; Cypriniformes; Nemacheilidae. The record is from RefSeq and is a predicted model, not a curated record.
AAAACAACCCGUUUUCUGAGCCUGUGGCCCCAAAUCAUUUAUUCACCCAAAACAUAGCCGUCACUAUUACUUAAUGCAUUUAAUUCCAGACAGUGCAUCAUUGUUUUGUCCUGCAUUUACACGACAGAUGUGCUGUGACGCAGGCACUCAGUAAGAUACAAGCACUAUUGUUUGACAUAUCCCAGACCUAACACAUGUUCUAUUGUUGCUUCACUUGGGCGAACAUGGUCAUAUGUUUCAAUGUGUUCUAUUCAUCUGAGAAUAUUUUGUUAGAAAUGAACCAGGCCUGGAAAGUUAUCUGUCUCAAUAAUGAGCGAAAGAACUCCAAAAAAUAUACGUGGGUGAGAUAAGAUUAUAACUCAUACAAAAUUAUUUUUUAUAGUAAAAUAGUGAUGAUUGGUGUAUUUGCAAACUCGUACAUAACACGGUCGCCUCCCAAGUCCCACCAAGCGGCCAAACAUUGGUACUGCACGUAUGAAGGAUAACGACCAAUCAGAUUUACGGAUACUGGCACGUGGAGCGGCUACCCUGGGAAGCGUAGUUGCUACAGGACCGUCUUUAGUGUAUUACAAAGAAAAAAAUGAUGGAGGAAAUAGACGAAUUGCCUCCCCGUUCUGAAGAUCUGGUGCCCUGCAAAAUAUGUGGGAGGAGGUUUUUUCCGAAGGUUCUUAAAAAACAUGUGCCCAUCUGCCAGAAGACUGUAUCAAAACGAAGAAAGGUGUUUGACUCUAGCAGGCAAAGGGCAGAAGGAACCGAUAUUUCUACAUUGAAGCCUAUAAAAUCAAAGUUACACAGUUCUACCAGCAGCUCUAAGUCUGAUAAACCUGAACCAACCAAGAAACAGUCCAACUGGCGUCGGAAGCACGAAGAAUUUGUCGCCACUAUUCGGGCCGCCAAAGGCUUGACUCAAGUGAUGAAAACUGGAGGACCUCUUCCUCCACCUCCUCCUCCGUCCUACGAUCCAGAUUACAUCCAGUGCCCAUAUUGUCAGCGGCGCUUUAGUGAGAAUGCAGCGGAUCGCCACAUAAAGUUCUGCAAGGAACAAGCAUCACGAAUCUCCAACAAGAGCAAGUUUCCUGGAAGCGAUAAAGCAAAACCCCCUGCCAGGACUCAGCUCAAACCUCCUCCACCGAAGAAAGCAAACUCCCCUGCUGCACCUGCCGUUUCUUCUCGUCUACCACAACUCUCGGCUUAUGGGCAAGCUGCUGGCACAGGCAUUCCAAGCAUCAAAACCUCUUCCACUGGGUUGGCGAGAAGCAUGUCAUCAGGAUAUUCUCCUUUACGGAAUACGUCUUCUGGUCUGACCAGCCCUCCCUCUGAAACGAUCAUGAAACCUAAAGGCUUGGUUUCGCAAAGCUCCCCGAAAAAUCCCCCCUAUGGAAUCGGGAUGAACAAGAAGAAGGUCCAAAAUGCUGACAAGUGUAUUUCAAGGAAUGAUGUGAAGACCGAGAACGAUAUAAAUCACUCCACGACAGGCACCAAGUUCUGCCAUGAGUGUGGGACCAAGUACCCAGUGGACUGGGCCAAGUUCUGCUGCGAGUGCGGGGUAAAAAGAAUGCACCUUUAAAUAGUAAAAUCUACAGAAAGACUGAGUCACUGUAUCCGUAAUGCUGAAUACUCCAGUGCCUGGUUGCAUAAAGCACCUUAAGUUUUCUAAGUGAUUUCUCUUUGACAAAAACAAUAGGAGGAUAACUUAAGUAAAACUUAAUGUAUAUUUAAGGAAAAAUUACACUUAAAGGAACAUUCCACUUUUUUGGGAAAUAUGCUAAUUUUCCAACUUCCUAAGAGAUAUUAAGUUGUGUUUAACCGUUUUGGAAUGUAUUCUGCCGAUGGCAUCUUUAAGCAUAGCUUAGCAUAGAUCAUUGAAUCCAAUUGGACCAGUAGCAUUGUGUUCAAAAAAAGAGUUUCAAUAUUUUUCCUAUUUAAAAUUUGACUCUUCUGUAGUUAUAUUGUGAGCUAAAACAGGCGGAAAAUGAAAAGUUCUGAUUUUCUAGGCUGAUUUGAUUAGGAACUCUAUUCCUAUUCCGGCGUAACAAUUAAGGAAGUUUGCUGAUCGACAGAAUACAUUACAAACAGUAAAACUCAACUUAUUAACUCUUGGGGAGUUGGAAAAUUUGCAUAUUUCCCAAAAAAGUGGAGUGUUCCUUUAAGUUGCUUUAUGCAACCAGUCCCACAUCUUUAACAUAUCUCAUCCAGGCCUCAAGAAUCUUUGCUGUAUAUGCGCUCCCCCUUCCCGCCCAUUUCUUUAUAUAAAAGUGCAAUACGAUUGGCUACUGCUCCUAAAGGAGUAUUAUUCUGACAUUUUACCAUUAUAUGUAUUAAAAACUGAGAUCUUAGUCAUAAUACACAGGCCUUACAAGGGACAAUGUCAUAACACAACCAUUUCAAUGGUGUAAUGGAGCAAUAUCACAAAGAACCAUUUCAAUGUGUCGAGACUGAAAAACUCUGAUGAUGAAACUCUGACUCUCAUGAUUUAAAAUAAAAUUAUUUAUGGACUUUUUUUGUGGAAGUUUAAUAGGUUUCCUAAGUUAAAUACAUUGAGAAACAACUGAUAAACUGAGCAGGUCAUAUUUGUAUUAUAUGUUUUAUACAUUUUAAGUUGUUUAUUAUUUUUUUUGUGUGUUUUUAACAGUAUUCUAUAUGAAAUUAUGUAGAAAUUGUCAUUUUCGUACAUUAUUAGAUGUGUACAAUCCAUUAGCAACGGUUCACCCCUGCAUCUGUUGACCCAAUUCAUCCAAUAUAUUGACAUAGAAAGUAGAAACAACAUUCAAAGGAAACUGAAAUGACAUGUCACAAACAUCAGAACCACUGUACAACAGUUCAAACUUAUAAUCGCUGCUGUAUCACAUCGGUCCAGGUCAACAGCUUAUUAUAGUUCUCGGAACUAUGCGCAUUAAAGCAUCAAGGUGCACUUUACCAUGCUUGUACUACUGUGGCACCGCUCCGACAGCUUAUGUCAUUAAUACAAGCUGCCUGGACUAUGAUAGAAAAAAGUUGGCAUUAAAAGACUGGUUGUUACUUUUGAACUGUUUCGUAAAUAAAAAAGUGAAACAGG